Condylura cristata (star-nosed mole) is the source of this 498-nucleotide messenger RNA. RefSeq names its product C-type lectin domain family 9, member A (gene CLEC9A). NCBI's taxonomy places the organism in Eukaryota, Metazoa, Chordata, Mammalia, Eulipotyphla, Talpidae. Gene Ontology annotation, cellular component: cell surface; membrane. Gene Ontology annotation, biological process: receptor-mediated endocytosis. The record is from RefSeq and is a predicted model, not a curated record.
AUGCAAUUGGGGUUCCAGGUGUCGAUUAUUGCAAGCAAGCAUCAGGAGAAACUCAUUCAUCAAGACAGAGUUCUGCUGAACUUCACACAGUGGAAGAGAAACUGACUCCAGGAGAAAUAUUGCCAAACCUUCAUGCAAAACAAUUUCAACACCUGCAUUCAUAAUGCAGAACGUUGUUACCGUGUCUUUGAAUAUAAUCAAAUGUGGAAUGAAAGCAUAGGUCACUGUCAGAAGGAGGACACUGAGCUUCUACAAAUAAAGGGUGAGACAGACAUGGACUUUGUUACUCACAGGCUUCAGCAGAUCAAACCUGACUUGGAUUACUGGGUCAGACUAUCUCAUGAUGAACUCAACCUACCUUGGCUGUUGCCAAAGAGGAAACCCCAAUCACCUAACUGGGUUUGUGGGUACCUCAAAGACAAGUUCCUCCUUUCCAGUAACUGCACCAGGUAGAAACACUUUGUCUGUGAGAAAUAUGCUUUAAGAGCUUGUGUCUGA